AUGGCCAGAGGAUUGCUGUAUCUUCAUUCUCAGGUGAACCUUAUUUAUGGAAAUCUGACAUCUAGCAAUGUAUUGCUAGAUGAAAAUACAAAUGCGAAAACCUCAUACUACGGCCUCUCGCAACUAAUGUCUCCUACUGCUAAUGCAAACAUAAUCGCAACUGGUGGAACUUCUCACCAGAAAAUCGCUGGGAGAGACGAUGAACAGUGUCGAUUUACCUCAAUGGGGAAAAUAGCCGGAAAAAGCAAGAACGGUGUCGAUUUAUCUCAAUGGGCUGCUUCCAUUCUGGAAGAGGAAUGGACAACGAAAUCAGUGAGGAGGAGGAACAAAGCAACAGUAAGCAGAGCCCACGAUUCAUUGAGUUCAUCCACACUUUUCUCACAAAUUCGUUUUGCUGCUCUCCAGGCCUCACCAGCUCUGUCACCACUUCUUUCCAAGAAAGGUUCUGAGCAAAUGGGUUCUCCUGCCAUGACUUCUCUCAGAGCACUGGCACUACUUGGUGCAGGUGUAACUGGGCUUCUAAGUUUCACUACUAUUGCAUCUGCUGAUGAGGCUGAACAUGGUUUGGAGGCACCAAGCUAUCCUUGGCCUCAUAGUGGCAUCCUCAGUUCAUAUGAUCAUGCCUCGAUCCGCCGUGGCCAUCAGGUUUAUCAGCAAGUUUGUGCAUCCUGUCAUUCAAUGUCUCUUGUGUCGUACCGUGACUUAGUUGGUGUUGCAUAUACUGAGGAUGAAGUUAAAGCAAUGGCUGCUGAGAUUGAGGUGACUGAUGGACCUAAUGAUGAAGGUGAGAUGUUUACUCGCCCUGGGAAAUUGAGUGACCGUUUCCCACAGCCAUAUCCAAAUGAAGCAGCAGCCAGAUUUGCUAAUGGAGGUGCUUAUCCUCCAGACUUGAGUCUCAUUACCAAGGCUCGUCAUAAUGGUCAGAACUAUGUCUUUGCCCUCUUAACUGGCUACCGUGAUCCUCCUGCUGGCAUCACUAUUCGAGAAGGUUUGCAUUAUAAUGCCUACUUUCCGGGAGGUGCUAUCGCUAUGCCCAAAAUGCUCAUUGAUGGUGCAGUGGAGUAUGAAGAUGGUACUCCAGCUACUGAAGCUCAGAUGGGGAAAGAUGUGGUGUCAUUUUUGUCGUGGGCUGCAGAGCCGGAGAUGGAAGAAAGAAAGCUUAUGGGAUUCAAGUGGAUUUUGGUGCUCUCCCUCGCACUCCUUCAAGCUGGUUACUACAGGCGCUUGAAAUGGUCGGUUUUCAAGUCACGUAAACUAGUCCUCGACGUGGUUAAUUAA
Molecule: messenger RNA, 1278 nt
Organism: Oldenlandia corymbosa var. corymbosa
Lineage: Eukaryota; Viridiplantae; Streptophyta; Magnoliopsida; Gentianales; Rubiaceae
Source: the annotation of a GenBank genome assembly